Paramacrobiotus metropolitanus is the source of this 1433-nucleotide messenger RNA. RefSeq lists its product as uncharacterized. The record is from RefSeq and is a predicted model, not a curated record. Lineage: Eukaryota; Metazoa; Tardigrada; Eutardigrada; Parachela; Macrobiotidae. The coding region runs from base 202 to 1167 and encodes 321 amino acids. The transcript has 9 exons.
GGCCGCUGAAGUGACAAAUCUCACCAUAUUUUACGUUACCAAGCGUAUUUAUGGUGCGGCAGUAAGUUAUUUCAAGCAUGCUCGUUGAUUCUUUUGUGCAACCCGCGUAAUUUCUAAUGCAUGGGUGUGCGCCUUUCUUUAUGCUGACAAUUCCAAAAAGGUUCCUGGACAUAUAACCGAAUCCCAACGUGUCCAGUUUCCAUGAACGAAAUGAUAUCGCGCCUAUGGGAAAUAUUCUUGACCGUGUGUCUAAUAUUUUUUCCUUUUGGAAAUGGAAAUAUAAGAUAUCUUGGAUCAAUUAUGGCAUACGGAUCCGGUGACACUAUGCUGUAUGUUGCCAGAAAUCAUGGAGGCCCAAACACCGCGAAGCAUAAAUGGAACAUGGAAUGUCUUGAUGGAGAAGGAAUGGUUGGAGUCCACGAUUGGCAGGAUGAUUUUGAGGUAUGUAAGCGGAUACAAAUGGCUCAAUGUAAAUUCCUGUUUCCAUACAAGCCUCCAUCGCACGGCUUGUAUCCCUAUUUUUCGAGCUGUGUUGUCAGAAACUACACCGGACAGUUCUUUUGUUUUGAUCCACAAAAUGCAUCUCUCACAAUGAACACAUUUGUGACCGGACUUUGGGACGAUGAUUACACCUGGUUCACCUAUCGCUCAGCUGCACUGGGUUCCGCGGCUGACAAUUAUCAACCAUACAAAUGCUGCAAAGUGCCCAAUGGAUAUUACAUUGACUACGUAUCUUGCUACUAUGUACCGACACAUGAUCAGUUUCGCGAAUUCUACGACGCCGUGACCCAUCAGAUCCAGAUUUUAUGUGGCACCGGCUACGUGAUGACGGGCCUCUCAAAGAAACUCAAUCCGGUCACUCAACUGUAUAAUUUGGUUUGGAUUCAAUGCUGCCGAGUCGGGUACGGUCCAGCAGCAGUUGAGUCUUCUCCUAUUGUGUACGGUCCGGGAAGAACGCCGGUAUUUGUUGCAAGAGAUAACCGGCUACCAACUUAUAUCAGCGAAAAUUACCAAUCGCAAUACCGCUCCUUGGAAAAAGAGCAUUGUGAUAUCUCCAUGGAUUCUUUUUCAAACCGGCUAAGUAAUAAAACAUUUGGUCCAGGAAACCCAUGCACAUGGAGCGAUCGUUACAAACCGGCGAAACCCCGGAAAUUUGCAUCGAUGUAGGCCCUCGGCUAAAAAUGCUUUCAAUUUAGUGAUCAUGAGUUUUGAACCAUUUAGUAGCUGGUCACUUGAGAGCUGUCCACCUUGACAUCCUGGUGAAUGUUUUAAAUAACAUCGUACAACGCCUGAAAUGGUAUUGUUUUCUCGAAAACUAUGUUGCAAUUGUGGGUCUGUGACAGCCCAAGCAGAAUGGAUACCGCCUUACUUUUUACCGAAGUUUAUCUUGUUAAUAUUUCAGCAUGGCUGAUUGGCUGACAGAAAAAAAUCUU